AUGCCGACCUUUCCUCUUCACUUCCUGUUGAUGGUGGUGUCCCUCCCCAUUGUCGUGGCGAUGCCUGAGCCCAUCUCCCUGGACAGCUGGGAGCCCCCCGUCCAUCCUCCUCCUACGGUCUCCUACCCACCCAUGGAUGGCCCCGGACGCAGUUUUCAUGCUCAGGGAGACAAUAUAACGGAGCCGCCAGCCGGGGCCAUGGAAGCCUACUGUCAGAUGCUGCUGCAGGGCCCGGUGCCCGUCCCCUCAGACCAGAUCCCCUGGUUCUGCCUCUGCACACGCUGCCAGAGCACCCAGGGGCCCAAAGGAGACCGCGGAGACCGGGGACUGCCAGGUAGUCCUGGUAGUCCUGGAAGAAGGGGGUUGACAGGGUUCAGAGGCCCUCCAGGUUAUGUGGGCAGACCAGGGAUAAAAGGACAGAAAGGAGAUGAGGGUGAGAAGGGACAGCGAGGACCCCCGGGACUGGUGGGACCCAAAGGAGGCCAAGGGUUCAAAGGUGACAAAGGUGAUCAAGGUAUGGAGGGUCGCCCAGGGUCUCAGGGUCCUAAAGGAGAUGACGGAGUCUGUCCAGAAGCCUGUGAGUCCAGCCAGGGCCCACCAGGAAUCCCAGGUCUACCUGGCCCUGCAGGACUCAGAGGUCUGCCUGGUACUUCAGGGAUGUCAGGGCCGAAAGGCACUAAGGGUGAUAUGGGUGAUCUGGGUCACCCUGGUACCCCUGGAUCUGUAGGUGAGAAGGGGGAACCAGGGCCCCAGGGGGAGUGUAACUGUACAGAUGGAGUAGAUGGGAGUUCAGGGCAGAAAGGAGACAAGGGGGACAAGGGGGACCAGGGAAAGACAGGGCCUGCAGGGCAAAGGGGCCUACAGGGGGAUAUGGGAGACCCCGGGCCAAUUGGGAUAAUGGGUCCUCCUGGUCCCUGCAUGCCCAGUAUCCAGUCAGCAUUUUCUGCAGGGCUGGCAGCCAGUUACCCCCCACCCAACACCCCCGUGGUCUUUUCCUAUGUUCUCUACAAUGUCCAGGGGAGUUACGACCCCACCACUGGUCUCUACACUGCCCCAAUCAACGGCACCUACGUCUUCAGCUACCACCUCACCGUCCAUGAACGGGUCCUCAAAGUUGGCCUCUUUCAUAAUUUCGUGCCAGUUGUUAAAACCACAGACCCCAAAGUGUUAGGGACCACCUCGCAUUCAGUCAUCCUUUACCUGGCCCGAGGGGACAGGGUGUGGAUUCAGGUGAAGGAUUCAGUCACUAAUGGCAUGUACGCCGGUACUGAGGCCAGCAGCACCUUCUCUGGCUUCUUGCUCCACCCAGAUACAUGUGAUAUGGCCUUAGUUAGAGCCUCCAUGCCCCAAAUGACGCUACCUGAGGGCGGGUACACUUGGGGAGACAUACCUGAGUCCACCUCACCUGCUGGUGGAGGAUCCAACUAA
Molecule: messenger RNA, 1428 nt
Organism: Seriola dumerili (greater amberjack)
Lineage: Eukaryota; Metazoa; Chordata; Actinopteri; Carangiformes; Carangidae
Product: inner ear-specific collagen-like
Exons: 4
Coding region: 1-1428 (475 amino acids)
Molecular function (GO): protein binding
Source: RefSeq, a predicted model, not a curated record